Messenger RNA from Urocitellus parryii (Arctic ground squirrel), 2283 nucleotides. It is a transcript of the gene Phf1, whose product is annotated as PHD finger protein 1. Gene Ontology annotation, biological process: negative regulation of gene expression, epigenetic. The record is from RefSeq and is a predicted model, not a curated record. Gene Ontology annotation, cellular component: nucleus. Gene Ontology annotation, molecular function: DNA binding; chromatin binding. NCBI's taxonomy places the organism in Eukaryota, Metazoa, Chordata, Mammalia, Rodentia, Sciuridae.
CGUCCCUCCCCUCUCUCCCCCCGCCGCCUCCUCCUGCCGCUGCCGCUGCUUUGGCUGCUGCGUCAUACGCCCCAGAGCUGCCGGGACCAAGGGGCUGGGCCUGGGGACCCCCCGGCCUCCACCUGCACGCCCCCUGACGCCAGGACUUGCCCUCCCCGCGCGGGGGGCUAGCCCAGGUCUUCUGCGUCGGCCCCUGCCCAGCUCCCGGCGGCCCCAGCUGUCACUGGUCACCCCAGGAUGCAAUGGCGCAGCCCCCCCGGCUGAGCCGCUCUGGUGCCCCCUCUCUCUGGGACCCAGCUUCCCCUGCUCCCACCUCAGGCCCCAGGCCUCGACUUUGGGAGGGUCAAGAUGUGCUGGCUAGAUGGACUGAUGGGCUGCUAUACUUGGGCACUAUCAAGAAGGUGGACAGUGCUCGAGAGGUGUGUCUGGUCCAGUUUGAGGAUGAUUCCCAGUUUCUGGUUCUUUGGAAAGACAUUAGCCCUGCUGCUCUCCCUGGGGAGGAACUCCUCUGUUGUGUCUGCCGCUCUGAGACUGUGGUCCCUGGGAACCGGCUGGUCAGCUGUGAGAAGUGUCGCCACGCUUAUCACCAGGACUGCCACAUUCCCAGGGCCCCAGCCCCUGGAGAAGGAGAGGGCGCUUCCUGGGUCUGCCGCCAGUGUGUCUUUGCAAUUGCCACCAAGCGGGGGGGUGCACUGAAGAAGGGUCCCUAUGCCCGGGCCAUGCUGGGUAUGAAGCUGUCUCUGCCAUAUGGACUAAAGGGGCUGGACUGGGACGCUGGACAUCUGAGCAACCGACAGCAAAGCUACUGUUACUGUGGUGGCCCUGGGGAGUGGAAUCUGAAAAUGCUGCAGUGCCGGAGCUGCCUACAGUGGUUCCAUGAGGCCUGCACCCAGUGUCUGAGCAAACCCCUCCUCUAUGGGGACAGGUUCUAUGAGUUUGAAUGCUGUGUGUGCAGGGGGGGCCCUGAGAAGGUCCGGAGGCUACAGCUUCGCUGGGUGGAUGUGGCCCAUCUUGUUCUCUAUCACCUCAGUGUUUGCUGUAAGAAGAAAUACUUUGAUUUUGACCGUGAGAUCCUCCCUUUCACCUCUGAGAACUGGGACAGUCUGCUCCUGGGGGAGCUUUCAGAUACCCCCAAAGGAGAACGUUCUUCCAAGCUUCUCUCUGCUCUUAACAGCCACAAGGACCGUUUCAUUUCAGGAAGGGAGAUUAAGAAGAGGAAAUGUUUGUUUGGUCUCCAUGCUCGGACUCCUCCUCCUGUGGAGCCCCCUGCUGGAGAUGGAGCCCCCACCAGCUUCCCUUCAGGGCAGGGCCCUGGGGGAGGGGUCUCACGUCCCCUGGGGAAGCGCCGGAGGCCGGAGCCAGAGCCCCUGAGGAGGAGGCAGAAGGGAAAAGUGGAGGAGCUGGGGCCACCCUCAACAGUGCACAAUCAGCCCGAGUCCCAGGAGCAGAGGGAGCGGGCUCGUCUGCAGAGGGCACUGCAGGCCUCAGUGUCUCCACCACCCCCCAGCCCUAACCAGAGUUACCAGGGCAGCAGCGGCUACAACUUCCGGCCCACCGAUGCCCGCUGCUUGCCCAGCAGCCCCAUCCGGAUGUUCGCUUCCUUUCACCCUUCUGCCAGCACCGCAGGGACCUCUGGGGACAGUGAACCCCCAGACAGGUCACCCCUGGAACUUCAUAUUGGCUUCCCCACAGACAUCCCUAAAAGUGCUCCCCACUCAAUGACUGCCUCAUCUUCCUCAGUCUCAUCCCCCUCCCCAGGUCUUCCUAGACGCUCAGCACCCCCUUCUCCCCUGUGCCGUAGUUUGUCUCCUGGGACUGGGGGAGGAGUCCGAGGUGGGGUUGGCUACCUGUCUCGAGGGGACCCUGUCCGGGUCCUUGCUCGGAGAGUACGGCCUGAUGGCUCUGUGCAGUACCUGGUUGAGUGGGGAGGGGGGGGCAUCUUCUGAACAGACUGCCUCUGCCCAUCUCCCCAUUCACACACACGGCACUUUCGUACCCUGACCUCUGACCUCACCUACAGCUGGGAUGUACCUGGAGAGAUAGGGGGUAGUUCUCCCUAUUGGCCAGGCUGGAAUCCAGGAGAUGGGUGGGGAAGAGGCUCUCUCUUCUCUACCCCCUUCAAGAUUCCUGACCCCUCAUCCUCUUCCCAUUUCCUUUGAUGUUAUUUUGUUACAGCUUUUUAAAUAUUUUUUAAAAUUAUUUAACCCCUGGGUGCAGAGACUGAAGAGGGAGGGAUAAGGGAUUCCGGACUCUGUAUGAUUGAAAUAAAGAGAAAUAAACAAA